AAGGACACGUUGCGAGUGCAGGAGCGUGGGCAUAAAGUCGUUGACAGCGGAACACAAGCUAUCACUUCUUCUCCCUCUGAGUUUUCUUCCGCAACAUUCCAACCUCUAAAUUCAAUCUGCAACAAAACGCUGCGUUUUGCUACUAAUCCGAAUUCCUCGCCGGAGCCACAACAGCCACACUUUCCGGCGAGACAUGGCCAUCGCCGCCCGCCAGAAACCUAACUCCGACGCGCGCCUCUUCACGCUCUGUCCCUUCUGGAGCUCCAACCACUCCGUUCAGAGGUCCUCCAAAACGGUGUCGUCCGUCGCGAGGUCGCUGCUCCCUCCGCGCCGGAAGCUCCGUCUCGAUCCUUCCAAUUACCUCUACUUUCCAUAUGAACCGGGGAAGCAGGUGCGGAGCGCGGUUCGGUUGAAGAACACUAGCAAGUCUCACGUUGCUUUCAAGUUUCAAACGACGGCGCCAAAGAGUUGUUACAUGCGGCCUCCGGGUGGGAUUCUUGCUCCUGGGGAAAGUUUGAUUGCCACGGUGUUUAAGUUCGUGGAGCAACCUGAAAACAAUGAAAAAAUGUCGGAUCAGAAGAACAAGGUCAAGUUCAAAAUCAUGAGUCUCAAGGUGAAGGAAGGAGUGGACUAUGUACCUGAGCUGUUUGAAGAACAAAAGGAUCUAGUGACAGUGGAACGAAUAUGGAGGGUUGUGUUUAUAGAUCCAGAACGGCAGAGUCCUGCUUUGGAAAAACUGAAAAGACAGUUGGCUGAAGCUGAUGCCGCAGUUGAAGCUCGGAAGAAGCCUCCUGCGGAGGCAGGUCAUCGAGUUGUGGCCGAAGGUCGAGUUGUUGCUGAAGGCCUUGUAAUCGAUGAAUGGAAAGAGAGAAGGGAGAAGUAUCUGGCCCGGCAACAAGUUCAAGCGGUAGAUUCUGUGUAAAACGCAAUUUGUUCUUCCAGCUAAUUCUUUUCUUCAGGGAAACAUAAUCAGGAUACCAUUGCUAUGCCACGGUUGCCAUCAACCUUGGAUGUGCUUCAAAAGAGGUGUUGGGGGAAUUGGUUGGUACCUAAUUGGUAGAUUUAGUUUGAGAACGCAAUCUGAUGGAAAGAUUUGUUCGUUGUAUGAUUGUCAAAAUUCUUGUUCUUUGGAGGAAUAGUCCGACUUGUACAUAGUAGAGUUUGCUCGUUUGUAAAAUAAAUGCAAUUCUUCACUGCCAUCUGCUUGUGAAAUAACAGAUUUAUUCAUGAUAAAAUCAUAAAUUUUUGUGCA
Molecule: messenger RNA, 1252 nt
Organism: Cajanus cajan (pigeon pea)
Lineage: Eukaryota; Viridiplantae; Streptophyta; Magnoliopsida; Fabales; Fabaceae
Product: vesicle-associated protein 4-1
Biological process (GO): endoplasmic reticulum membrane organization
Cellular component (GO): endoplasmic reticulum membrane; plasma membrane
Source: RefSeq, a predicted model, not a curated record